CUAAGAAGUAUUGCUGCUCUCUCUUAUGUGCUCUGGUUUCUUCAAAUUGUUCAGAUGGUAGUUUCAUGUCAGGUAUGCUCAGCAAACAGCAAGGAAAGUUUUACCUACUGACUCUAUUCUCUUGGAUCUGGAGCUCAUCUGUCUCAGGUGAGAUCAGGCUGGCUGGGUCUGGAUCGACUUGCUGCUCUGGAAGAGUUGAAGUCAAACAAAAUGGAUCCUGGGCAACAGUGUGUUAUAAUGGCUGGGAUCUGAAUGAUGCAAAUGUUGUCUGCAAAGAGAUGGGCUGUGGGCCAGCUCUUACUGCGACUGAGUCAGCUGGUUUUGGUCAAGGAUCGGGCCAAAUCUGGUUGAAGAAUGUGACGUGUUCAGGCAGUGAAAUGUCACUAACAGAGUGUAGUCACAGAGUUUUUGAAAAACAUCAAUGUAAUCACAGUAAAGAUGCUGGUGUCAUCUGUUCAGUGAAACUACAGAUGCCUGAUAUCUCACUCACGUCUCCUGGAGUGGGGUUAGUCUGGGGUCCUGGAGAAGCAGAGGUUACCAGGGGUCACAACUUUACCAUAACCUGCUUCAUUCCUGCUGAAGUUCCUCAGGGUCACUUCCUUCUCAUGUUUUCUGGCUCCAACAAGAGAAACAGAACAACUCAUCAACCCAUCAACAACUCAGCCUCCUUUACCUUUCCUGUGGCAGAGUUUGUACACCAAGGUAGCUACAGCUGUGUGUACCAGGUCAUCCUGUGUACACUCACGUUCACCUCUGCUCCAUCAGCACCUAUCACUGUUGUUGUUAAACAGUCCCUGUUGUUGAUCUUGUUGAUAUCUGGUGGAAUCUUUCUUCUGCUGCUGUUCAUCUUGAUCCUGAUCUGUCUGGUUCGAAGGAGAAGAAAACUCAGGAAUUAUGCGGUUUUUUACCAGACUCAACGGGCUCCUCAAGAGUGCACUGGAGACAGUGAGGAAGAUUAUGAAAAUCCUGAUGGGGAACACAUUCCAUCAAGACUCACAAAUGAAUCAGAAGACGAAGACAGUAAUGAUUAUGUGAAUGCAAUAUAUGAUGAGAACAUCGAUUAUUCAGAAGCGGAUUCAAGAUCCAGAAGAAAGUGUUCCAAUACGAAGAGUAACAGUCAGGAGGAGGAAAUGGAUGAAGAGGAUGAAGGAACCAGUGAGGAUGAUAAUGACUAUGAGAAUGUAACUGCACAUUUCCAUCAGCCAGUUGAUGAUACUUAUGUAGAUCCAGUCUUAGAUAGGAGUACUGAUUAUCCAGAACUUGGUUUACAAUUCCAAAGAAAGUGUGUGAGUGCUAAGAAUAAAUAUCAAGAGGAGGAAAUGGAUGAAGGAACCAGUGAUGUUGAUGACUAUGAGAAUGUAACUGCACAUUUCCAUCAAACUGUUGAUGAUACUUAUAUCGAUCCAAUCUUAGAUAAGAAUAUUGAUUAUCCGGAGCUUGGUUAACAAUCUGUCAUGUGUCGUCAGUCUUAGGUUUUGUCCUGAGUUGUGCACUUUUGGUCAAUGUCUGCCACUUGUGUUGUCUUGUGUUGAACUUCCUGUUUUAUUUUGAAAAACUAACUCUCCUCUUGUUUCCGGCCUUGUUACUUCCAGCCCUAGUGUGUUCCUCUACAGAUGUGACUGUCUAAUCCUCCCUGAUUGUUUCAACCUGUGAUACCUUGUCGUUUGCCAGUGUGUUUGGUCGUAUCUUGUACCACAAAAAUUGCCAUUAUCUGAGAUUAAAGGCUCUGAAAGUCUG
Molecule: messenger RNA, 1737 nt
Organism: Oryzias latipes (Japanese medaka)
Lineage: Eukaryota; Metazoa; Chordata; Actinopteri; Beloniformes; Adrianichthyidae
Biological process (GO): zymogen activation
Cellular component (GO): plasma membrane
Molecular function (GO): serine-type endopeptidase activity
Source: RefSeq, a predicted model, not a curated record